GGGGCGGCGCCUGCGCGAUGCGCGCACGCUGCGAGGCCGGGGCCGGAGCCGCUUCCUUCAGCGCGGGGCGGCGGGGCCGGCGGGGGGUGCAGCGCUCUUCUUCCCUCCCCCUCCCCGCCGCUACCCCGCAGCGCCGCCGGUUCCCGGGCGCUGAUUGGUUGAGGAGAGGCGGGUGCCUACGUCAGACUGCUGCCGCUGACGCCACGGGGGGCUCGCUGAGGCUGAGCGGGAAGAGGCGCGGCGAUGAAGAACCAGGGCGGGGAGACCAAGGCGGCCCCGCGGCCCGCAGCCUCCUCCAAAACGAGCGGCGCGCUGGGGCUGGAGGAGAGCGACCCGGCCGAGCCCACCGCGGCGCUGGAAGCUCCUCUCGCACAGGAGGACACAAAGUCCUCCCGGCCUGCCGUGCGUGAUGUCUCUGAAGAGCUAAGCAGACAGCUUGAGGACAUCUUGAACACAUACUGCGUGGAUGCCAGCCAGGAGGGUCCGGGCGAGGACGGCGGGCAGAGUGAGCCCGCAGAGCCUGAGGAAGUGGAGAAGUGUCGCAGUGAGUCCCCGAGGAACGGAGAACAGGAGUCAGGCAGCCCCGAGAUGAAUGGGGAGAAGGAAGGCACGAAGGGGACUGAAGAGUUUCGACCUGGAGAGGAGUGUGGGGAGCGGGAUCAGAAGAAAGCUCAGGAAAAGAAGAAAGCUAAGGGCCUGGGCAAAGAAAUUACUUUGCUGAUGCAGACCUUGAACACCCUGAGCACACCAGAGGAGAAACUGGCAGCACUGUGCAAGAAAUACGCUGAGCUGCUGGAAGAGCACCGUAACUCCCAGAAACAGAUGAAGAUUUUGCAGAAGAAGCAGACACAGCUGGUGCAAGAGAAGGACCACCUGCAGAGUGAGCAUAGCAAGGCCAUCCUGGCCCGCAGCAAGCUGGAGAGCCUGUGCCGUGAGCUCCAGAGACACAACCGCACCCUCAAGGAGGAGGGUGUCCAGCGAGCACGGGAGGAAGAGGAGAAACGGAAGGAGGUGACGUCCCACUUUCAGGUGACCCUGAAUGACAUCCAGCUCCAGAUGGAGCAGCACAACGAGAGGAACUCCAAGCUGCGCCAGGAGAACAUGGAGCUCGCAGAGCGGCUCAAGAAGCUCAUUGAGCAGUAUGAGCUGCGGGAGGAGCACAUUGAUAAGGUGUUCAAACACAAGGACCUGCAGCAGCAACUCGUGGAUGCCAAGCUCCAGCAGGCACAGGAAAUGCUGAAGGAAGCAGAGGAGAGACAUCAACGGGAAAAGGACUUUCUGCUGAAGGAAGCUGUGGAAUCACAGAGGAUGUGUGAGCUGAUGAAGCAGCAAGAGACUCAUCUCAAGCAGCAGCUGGCUCUCUACACAGAGAAGUUUGAAGAAUUCCAGAACACCCUUUCCAAAAGCAGUGAAGUGUUCACAACAUUUAAGCAGGAGAUGGAGAAGAUGACAAAAAAGAUUAAGAAGCUGGAGAAGGAGACCACGAUGUACCGUUCCCGCUGGGAGAGCAGCAACAAGGCUCUCUUGGAAAUGGCUGAAGAGAAAACCCUUCGGGAUAAAGAGCUGGAGGGGCUUCAGGUGAAAAUCCAGCGCUUGGAGAAACUGUGCCGAGCCCUGCAAACAGAGCGCAACGACCUCAACAAGAAGGUGCAGGACCUGUGUGCCCACGUGCCCCGGGCAGACGUGGACCUGACAGAGCCCCUGAAGGACACAUCCCGGGAGGGCUCCGAGGCAGCAGCCGGAGGUGCCCCAGCAGAGCAGCGUCUGGCUGAGGACUGCCUUCACUCGGGAAAGCCAACACACAGCACAGAUCCUGCAGAAAGCCUUGGAGAACUGAGCAUAGGAGCCCUGGGGCAGAGUGGGACUGAGGAAGGCACUCAGGGCACCGACUGAGCCUGCUACGUGGUAGGCGGAAGUAGGGCGAGGGAGGGUAGCAUGAAUGUUUCCAGGCUCCAUCUGAAGCUCCUCUCCUGGUUCUUGGACAGGUGCAAGAGGACGGCCCUCCUUGGGCUAUGAAAUUUCCUAGCUUAGGUUUUUGGAAGGUUUUUAAAAUUUUAUAUAUAUAUAUAUAUAUACACAUAGGUGAUGUGUGUGUGUGUGUAUAUAUAUACAUGAUACAUAAAAUAUGUGCAGGGCAACAUACACUUUAUAUAUGAAUAUAUAUGAAACCUAGAAUGACCCACCUCCCUGCGUGUGCGUGAAUAACUAAUAUAUGGAGACUCAACUGAUUGUCCCUUUCACUAAAAGACCUUGUCAUUGGCAGGCUGCGACUCCCCUAAAAUGUAGUGCAGCACAGGAAGGCAAGGGCACGGAUCAGCCCUAGCCCUCCAGCUCAUGGCACCAGGACAGUGGGACAUGUCGCUUCCUCCACCUUCACGGCGAUGCUCUCUCAUUGAGUGAAAGCAAAAGAGCUGAGCAAGGGAAAACACAAGCAUUUCCCAGCGCUGGAUUCUCCCUCCCUGCUCUGCAUCAAGCAGGAGGUAGCUCCUGGACUUGCUGUUGCUUUCUCAUGCUCUGGCUGGCAGCUCUCUCUCGAGCAACACAGUCCGGUUCCCUUCUUGUAUGGGUUUUAUGUAUUGAAUGGGGACGGAAAAGCAGAGAAACUGGGGACACCUGGUUUGCCCAGGCCUCCUGCAGGGCCUUUGCUCUUCCUUGAACCUGCCAAUGUUUCAAUAGCCUUAUGAUUCACAGUUGCCUCUUUGCUAUACGCACAUGUGCACAAGUAUAUUAAACAGUUAAUCCAAA
This is a messenger RNA of Numida meleagris (helmeted guineafowl), 2745 nucleotides long. It is a transcript of the gene TXLNA, whose product is annotated as taxilin alpha. Lineage: Eukaryota; Metazoa; Chordata; Aves; Galliformes; Numididae. The record is from RefSeq and is a predicted model, not a curated record. The transcript is spliced from 11 exons. Bases 244 to 1893 code for a protein of 549 amino acids. Gene Ontology annotation, molecular function: syntaxin binding.